Molecule: messenger RNA, 385 nt
Organism: Dibothriocephalus latus
Lineage: Eukaryota; Metazoa; Platyhelminthes; Cestoda; Diphyllobothriidea; Diphyllobothriidae
Source: the annotation of a GenBank genome assembly
UUCAAAGCUUAUCGAUCAUACGAUGAUGAUGAUGAUGAUGAUGAUGAUGAUGAUGAUGAUGUUGAUGAUGGUGAUGAUGAUGAUGAUGAUGAUGAUGAUGAUGAUGAUGAUGAUGAUGAUGAUGAUGAUGAAAAUGAUGAUGAUGAUGAUGAUGAUGAUGAUGAUGAUGAUGAUGAUGAUGAUGGCUGAUGAUGAUGAUGAUGAUGAUGAUGAUGAUGAUGAUGAUGAUGAUGAUGGUAAUGUUAGGGACCGAGGAUCGGCCGCGGUGACUCCUUUGCAAUGCAGUCCUUUUACACUUACGGGAACGCCGAGAUCAUGCAACAAAAGCUGGCAACAAAAGCCGGCAAACAUGUGUUGUCAGCAAUUUAGCGUCGGGCCUAAAUAA